AAUAAAAAAAAACCAACAAUAAUUACAAAGAAGACUCUUGAAGCAGCAGCUAACAACAGAGACGGAGACAGCAUGGCAUUGACAAUGGUGGAGAUCCCAGAGCAAAAGCUUUACGACGGAAAUCGAUUCCCGGCAGUUAUAUCUCCGACUCCGACUCCAGCAGCAGCUGCUACUCCUCGUCUCACAGAAACCAUCCAAGCGAACAAACAGUACAUACAGGACCAGCUCCUAAAAUCCGGGGCCGUACUCUUCAGGGGGUUUCCUGUAAAUACAGCCUCGGACUUCAACGACGUCGUGGAGGCCUUCGGCUACGAAGAGAAUCCUUACGUUGGAACUGCUCCUCGGACAAAGAUCGUGGGUCGGGUUUUCACCGCCAACGAGGCCCCGCCCGACCACAAGAUUCCAUUUCACCACGAAAUGGUUCUGUAUCCAGAGUUCCCAUCCAAGCUGUUAUUUUUCUGUGAAAUAGAGCCUGUAAGUGGGGGCGAAACUCCCAUUGUUCUAAGCCACAUUGUGUACGAGAGGAUGAAAGACAAGCACCCGCAAUUUGUCCAAAAAUUGGAGGAACAUGGCUUGAUAUAUACCAAGGUUUUAGGCCAAGAUUACGACCCUUCUUCUGCGAUGGGUCGUGGCUGGAAGUCCACAUUUGGGACCGAAGACAAGAACAUAGCUGAACAGAGGGCUGCUAAGCUGGGGUAUGUGUUGGAAUGGUUGGAUGACGGAGUGAAAACAAUCAGGGGACCGAUCCCGGGCAUCAAAUGUGACAGCAGCACAAGGCAGCGCAAGGUUUGGUUUAACAACAUCAUGGCAGUAUAUUUAGGAUGGAAAGAUGAUGCAAGAAAUAGUGACCCUGAGAAGGCUCUCGCUUUCGGGGAUGGCAGCCCCUUGGCUGCAGAUGUCAUCUACGACUGCCAGAAAAUUCUUGAAGAUGAAAGUGUGGCCAUCCCUUGGCGCAAAGGUGAUGUUUUGCUGCUCGAUAAUAUGGCCGUCCUUCACUCCCGGAAUCCAUGCACUACACCUCGCAGAGUCCUAGCCUCCCUCUGCAAGUAGACUAGUAAGCUGUAUCAAACAACUCAUCAUAUGUCUCCUCAUAUGUCUGCAUAUAUUAUAUGAUAAUGUCUUGCUUACAAAAUAUGUGAAAUAAAAAGCAAGAAUUGAGUUGGAGUUGUUAAGAUUUGUUUGGUUGCCAAGAACAGACAGAUAAAAAAAAUAAUCCCGACAAGAUGAACCCGUCAUUCCUCAUUACCUGCAAAUCAUUUGCUAUUACUUUGAUUUGUAUGCAGAGAGAAUUAAUGUAUGUCUGAUACAAAUAAAAUAAUGUACUCUUAAUAUAUUA
Messenger RNA from Malus domestica (apple), 1336 nucleotides. RefSeq names its product clavaminate synthase-like protein At3g21360. Gene Ontology annotation, molecular function: oxidoreductase activity. Lineage: Eukaryota; Viridiplantae; Streptophyta; Magnoliopsida; Rosales; Rosaceae. The record is from RefSeq and is a predicted model, not a curated record.